Molecule: messenger RNA, 1494 nt
Organism: Apis laboriosa (Himalayan honeybee)
Lineage: Eukaryota; Metazoa; Arthropoda; Insecta; Hymenoptera; Apidae
Product: RNA-binding protein with serine-rich domain 1-like
Exons: 5
Coding region: 261-1241 (326 amino acids)
Biological process (GO): mRNA splicing, via spliceosome
Cellular component (GO): cytoplasm; ASAP complex; nucleoplasm
Molecular function (GO): RNA binding
Source: RefSeq, a predicted model, not a curated record
UUGUGUAUAGUUCAUAAACUUUGUAUAUUAUUCCAUUAUGAUUCGUUGAUAAAAUAAAGUUCUUAAUUGUUGGUGUCAUAUAUUGUUUGCACGCAAUAUCGUUUAAUACGUAAUUAAUAGUGAGAACGCGUUCUGUGAAAAGGCGACGAUCUUUUAGCGGCACCGUCCGCCAUUAUUGGCGUUUGCACGGCGUUCAACAAAGUUUUCUGUCGUUUAUAGGAACGAAACCACGCCUAUAACCUGAAGAUUUAUACCAUACUAUGAUGGCACGCAGUCGUAAAGAUAGUACGGGUAAAAGCGACACCGAAGUCACUGAUAAAGAAAAUAAGAGGGAAAGAGGUAGAGAAAGAGAUAGAAAAAAGCGGGCUGGCUCUACAUCUAGUAGUGGCAGUAGUUCCUCAGAUAGUAGCUCAGGAUCAUCAUCUACAAGUAGUGGAAGUAGUUCCAGAUCAAGCUCUACAUCUAGUACUACUUCUACUAGUUCAGCAAGUUCUUCUGGAAGCUCUAGAGACAGAGGGAGAAAACGAAGUAGAAGCAAAAGUGUUGAUGCUUCACGUAGACAUGAUAAUAAAGAAAAAGAAAGAGAAAAAGAAAGAGAAAGAGAAAGAGAUAGAGACAGGGACAGAGAUAGAGAUAGAGAAAAAGAUAAAAAGAAGAGUAGUAAUUCUGUAAUUGAUAAACCAAAACCCAAAGGACGCUCUAGAUCACCUUCACCACGUAGAAAACGUAGGGAAAGAUCACCAAUUCCUAGACCAACAAAAAUACAUAUUGGACAUCUAACCCGUAAUGUUACUAAGGAACACAUUAUGGAAAUUUUUUCUACAUAUGGUCAGAUAAAAAUGGUCGAUUUUGCAAUGGAUAAGCUUCAUCCAAAUCAAGGACGAGGGUUUGCCUAUGUGGAAUUUGAAACAGCAGAUGAAGCUGAAAAUGCAAUGAAACAUAUGGAUGGUGGACAGAUAGAUGGCCAAGAAAUUACUGCUGCCCCAGUAUUAUUACCAAAACCACGACCAUUACCGAUGCGGAGAAUGUCACCUUUAAUGGGAAGAAGAGCACCCCCACGAUGGGGUGGUGGUGGUAGAAAUACUCCUCCUCGUUAUCGUAGACGUUCGCCACCAAUUAAUCGUCGUAGAAGCCCACGGCCACCAAGACGUAGACCAAGAACUCGAUCGCGAAGUCCCCCAAAUAAUCCACGACAUCGGCAUCGUCGCUACACGAGAUCAAGCUCAAGCAGUUCUCGAUAGCAACUUUUUUUGUACAUAUAAAAUAAGAACUGAAUUUGACCAAACUCAGUUCAUCCUGGUUGGUCGUCUUAAUAUAUUAAGCAAUUUUUACCGAUUCAUUCGAUCAUAUUGACAGGGAAGUGUAUGCACUCAAAAAUUUAAUACACUUGUUCACAACGGUGUUUAUGACAAUUCACGUUUUUGUCGAUGAUUAAAACACCGUUCGUGAUCUGCAAGUUCUGCUUUUGAAAUAUAUCAAUUUCACACGUGAUAA